Messenger RNA from Dibothriocephalus latus, 480 nucleotides. NCBI's taxonomy places the organism in Eukaryota, Metazoa, Platyhelminthes, Cestoda, Diphyllobothriidea, Diphyllobothriidae. The record is from the annotation of a GenBank genome assembly.
AUGGAGAAAGACGAUCUUGACGACUACGAAGUCAUGUGGACACCUACAUCAGCUGACAUAGAGGUAAUCAAUUAUGAUGACCAGAAACUCGCAAAACAAGUGUAUGAUCUGCUGUCAGAAGACGAAGUAACAGUUCAGCCGAGUCCCCAAAAGCCAACUGAACCCCCUGCAAGUCUGGAUGUCACCCCAACCCAUUUCAUCCCCACCCUCUCUGGUACCCACGAAGGAUUCCCCUUGUCCGACAUCGGAGGUUCGGUGGCUAUCCUCUACACCGACCUUAUGCGCCGCUUUAUCCGCACAGGCGGAACCAUCCCUGGCGAUGGCCUAUGCACCGACGCCGUCAUAUGGCACCCCCCAGUCUUUGAAGAUUUCGAAAAGCCAAUGCAUCUGGAGCCUAAGACUGACAUGGUGUCACCGGUCAGUGGAGAAAUGAACGAAGAUAUCGGUAAGAUGACUGAUUUUUCAUUAUACGAGGACUGA